This is a messenger RNA of Diospyros lotus (date-plum), 2216 nucleotides long. Its product is annotated as CBL-interacting protein kinase 2-like. The record is from RefSeq and is a predicted model, not a curated record. Lineage: Eukaryota; Viridiplantae; Streptophyta; Magnoliopsida; Ericales; Ebenaceae. Gene Ontology annotation, biological process: protein phosphorylation; signal transduction. The coding region runs from base 490 to 1827 and encodes 445 amino acids. The transcript has 2 exons. Gene Ontology annotation, molecular function: ATP binding; protein kinase activity.
AAAUACACGACGCUACAAAUUACCGACCGCAGAGGAUUCCUCGUUCCUUUAACUUCUCGCCUUCCUCGUAUCAUCGUAUCGCCAGACGUAUAAAUUGUCGAGUCUCAUUGCGUUUUGCUUUUGCCAGCCUCUUCUUCCCCGGUGCCGAACUCUUCCCUUCCAUAAAUCUCUGCUUUUUGCAGAUACCUGGGAAUGUGGAAUGAUGGACUUGCAUGCUGAUUAUUCCUUCUCUCAAGACUGUGUGUUUGAUUGUCAACAUUCGACACUCUGUCUUGAUGAUGUUGGUUACACAGUUUCUUCCACAUUGAAGUUCCUUGGCCAAUCACACAAUGAACCUACCAGUUACAGACUACCUGUUGUGUUUAGCCUUGGUACUGGUGAGGACGGUUGAGCUCCUCAAAUUUUACGACUCCUGCUGUGGAAAUAGCAUACAUCAUACUAGCAGGAGAAUAUAAUUCCCAGUUGUCUGUUAAAAGUUAGUGGUUUUAAAUGGAGCAUAAGGGGAAUGUGUUGAUGAAUAAGUAUGAAUUUGGUAGAUUAUUAGGAAAAGGAAACUUUGCUAAGGUUUAUUAUGGGAGAGACCUUAAAUCUGGCCAAAGUGUAGCCAUCAAAGUAAUUGACAAAGAGAAAAUUUUGAAGGCUGGGUUGAUGGAUCAGACCAAACGUGAAAUAUCUGUUAUGGGAUUGGUAAAACACCCAAACGUGGUGCACUUUUAUGAGGUCAUGGCCAACAAAGCUAAGAUAUUCUUCAUCAUGGAACAUGCCAAAGGAGGAGAGCUCUUUCAGAAAGUGGCCAAAGGGAGGCUCAAGGAAGUUAUUGCAAGGAAGUAUUUCCAACAGUUGAUUUGUGCUGUUGAUUUUUGUCACAAGCGAGGUGUUUAUCACCGGGAUUUGAAACCAGAGAACCUGCUGCUUGAUGAGAAUGGGAAUUUAAAAGUGUCAGAUUUUGGAUUAAGUGCCCUCACUGAGUCUAAGCAUCACGAUGGCUUGCUCCACACAACCUGUGGAACACCAGCCUAUGUUGCCCCAGAAGUCAUCAGCAGAAGAGGCUACGAUGGAGUUAAAGCUGAUGUUUGGUCUUGUGGGGUGAUCUUAUUUGUUCUUCUAGCUGGGUAUCUGCCAUUUCAUGAUUCCAACCUUAUGCAGAUGUACCGGAAGAUAAGCAAGGCAGAGUAUAAAUGCCCUAAUUGGUUUCCAUCAGAAUUGCGCAGGCUGCUGUGCAGAAUCCUUGACCCCAACCCACACACCCGGAUUUCUAUUGCCAAAAUUAUGGAAAACCCUUGGUUCAAAAAGGGGUUCAACACCGAAUCCUUAAAUACUGAAGUUGAAAGCAAGGAAAUCACCCCACUGAAUGCUGAGGCCAGUUUUAGUCCACAUGGAAAUAGCAAUGCUGCUGCUGAUGCAAAGAUAGAGUUGCCCAAACCUACCAAUUUGAAUGCAUUUGACAUUAUCUCUCUUUCAACAGGGUUCGACUUGUCUGGUUUGUUUGUGGAAAAUGAUCAGAAGGAAGAAGCACAAUUUACAUCUGCAAAUCCUGCCUCAGCCGUCAUAUCCAAAUUGGAGGAGAUCGCCAGUAAACUGAAGCUGAAAGUUAUGAAUAUGGAUGGACUGUUGAUCUUUGAGGAAUCAAGUGAUGGCGUAAUGGAGGUUCUAUCUAUUGAAAUAGAGCUAUUCGAAAUCACUCCGUCUUUCCAUUUAGUCAAGAUCAAAAGGUCCAAAGGCGAUGCGCUGAAAUAUCGGAAGGUACUGAAACUAGACAUAGCACCAGCUCUGAAGGAAGUUGUGUGGGCUUGGGUAGGUGAACAACAGCAUCAAGAACAACAAUAGUUCAAGCGCAGAUGCAGUGUGAAACCUAAGAAUAAGUUUUAUGUUUUUGUAUCGACUAUUGGAAACAUGUUUUCAGUCUUCAUCCAUCCAACAGUUGGCGUGUACGUUGUAUUGCCUGUGCUAGCAGGCCUGAUGGGAGGUUUCCGAGUAUCUGACUCAACCUCUUUCUAUAGUUUGUUCACUUGGUUGCGUGUGCAUAAUGAGCACCAUGGACGACAUGACUCAGAAAUUUUUCUUAGGUGGUGCAGAGCUUAUCCCCCUUAAAUGGCACGAUGUCAUUUAGUACGGCCUGGUUGGAAAGUUUGUGGUUUUCUUUUUUAUGUUUUCACUUUGACUAUUUUUAACAAUAAAAACUAAAAAUGGUUUUUGAUGCCUUGUUUUUGUUUCUA